AUGGCGACUGGAGGUGAAGAGCUGUGGCGCGAGUGCGCGUCCUGGCUUACAAGAUGUGGCUUGCUGCGUCCGGACCAUAAGGCGAAUUGGGAAACGAGUACUAUUCAUGAUCUUGCAUACACUCUGCGCGAUGGAGUACUGUUGUGCAAUCUACUGAACGCCCUACACCCUGGCUGCAUCGACAUGAAGGACGUCAACCAGCGACCUCAGAUGGCGCAGUUCUUAUGCAUGAGGAACAUAAAAGUUUUCCUGAGAACCUGCCAUGAAGUUUUCGAGCUCCGAGAGACAGAUCUGUUUGACCCAUCAAUGCUGUUUGAUCUGUCCAACUUUCACCGUGUAUUAUGCACACUGGCCAAACUUAGUCAAUGCCCCAAAGCUCUCAUUAAGAAUAUAAAACCCUUUUCAGCACACAGGACCCAGUCAGAAGAAGAUAUUUACAAAGAUUUGCAAUCUGUCGGCGGCGGCGCGGGCGAGGUCGGUGAGUACGCGAGCUACUGCGCGCGCAUCCACGACGAGGAGAUCUACCACGACCUGUGCGCCGUCAAGAGCGCGCGUCUGCACCCGCCCGCCGCGACACACCCACCCGCUUUCAAUACACUAGCGACAUCGUCGCACAGUCUAGAAAAGAGGGACUACGUUAUAAGGGAACUAGUAGACACUGAAUGCAAUUACGUGGACGUACUGAGCAAAAUAAUCAAGUAUUUUCUUAGACCACUCACGCCGUAUUUGAAACCUCAGGACUUACAAGUUAUAUUUUUCGGGAUAAAGGAAUUGCACGAGAUACACUCGGGCUUGCUGCGCCAGUUGAAGUUGGCGACGGAGGCGUGCGUGCCGGGCAGCGGCGCGCCGCGGCUGGCGGACGUGUUCCUGGCGUGGCGCGAGCGGCUGCUGCUGUACGGCGACUACUGCAGCAACCUCACGCAUGCGCAGGACACGCUCAAGACGCUCGACGCACGAGACUCCACAUUCAGCAAGCAGCUCGCGAAAUGUCAGAAAGAACACAGUGAUGGCCGAAUACAGUUGCGGGAUAUUCUGUCGGUGCCUAUGCAGAGGGUUCUCAAAUACCACCUAUUGUUAGAUAAACUCGUUCACGAAACUCAACCCAAUCACGAGGAGUUCCGAGGGUUGGAGCGCGCGAAGGAGGCCAUGGUAGACGUAGCACAAUACAUCAAUGAAGUCAAGAGGGACAGUGAAGUACUAACGUUACUCGCCAAAGUACAGGAGAGCAUAAUAGACUGGGAGGGAGGGGCGCAGGGCGCGGGCGGCGCGGGUCUCGCUGCCUACGGACGGCUGCUAUUGGACGGCGAGUUGAAGGUAAAGGCGCACGAAGAUCAGAAGCUGCGCACGAGAUACGUGUUCGUGUUCGACAAACUCAUGCUGCUUUGCAAGCCCGUUAAGGACAACCAGUACUCGUACCGCGUGGGCGUGCGGCUGGCCGAGUACCGCGUGGAGGAGGGUUGCGGGCGGCGGACGCUGCGCGGCGACGCGCGCUGGGCCUCGCACUUCUACCUGGUGCGGCGCACCAAGGACGCCACCUACACGCUGUACGCGCGCACCGACGACUGCAAGCGCAAGUGGGUCAAGGCCAUCCGCGACGCCAUAGAUAAUUUAGAACCUGCCGGAUGUCGUAGUACAAACCAUAAGUUCGUAUUACACACAUUCGAGAAGCCUGCGACGUGUCAUCAUUGUUCAAAAUUUCUGAAAGGAAGGAUUUUUCAGGGUUACCUGUGCACGGUGUGUAACGCGUGCGCGCACAAGGAGUGUAUCGCGCUGUCGGGCCGCUGCGGGGGAGGCGCCGCCCCCGCCCCGCCGCUGCCCCCGCAUCAGCACGCUCCCGACCACGCCUUGCAUUACUACAUGUGGUACGUGGGCGAGAUGGGUCGCGACAUGGCGACGGCGCGCCUGGAGCGGCGCGUGGACGGCACGUUCCUGCUGCGCGUGCGCCCGCACCCCACGCACCACGCGGACACGGACACGCACUACGCGCUCUCGCUCAAGACGGAUAAUACUGUGAAACAUAUGCGCGUCUGUCGCAAGCCCAUUGAUCAGGUGCCUCAUUAUUUCCUGUCGGAGUCGCGUUUCUUCCGCAGCAUAGUCGAGCUCGUCUCUUAUUAUGAGAAGACAAGUCUCUCGGAAAACUUCGUAGGGCUUAAUUCGAAUCUCCGAUGGCCGUUUCGGCGGGUGGUGGCGACGGUGAUACAUGAUUUCAGACCGCUGGACUCCUCACAGCUGGCAUUAAGACCUGGAGCCAAAGUACUCGUACUCAGCAAGGAAGGGGACAGUCGGGGCUGGUGGAAGGGCCGCACGCUAGAUAAGGGCGACAAUCGUUCGGGCUAUUUCCCUAAGGAGUGCGUGCGGGAAGAGCCGGAGUGUAUCGGCGCGCUGGACUGAUGCCAGCUGUGCCUCGCCGAGCGAGAGCUGCACUUCGCGCCGCCGCCGCCCAUAGACACGGACGCCGAUCCAGAUCUGGUCUGAGAACAGGACGCUGGACGCUGUACGCUGUCAACGGUACAAGAAACGUUUGUGAACAAUUCGCAGUUGGUGUGUGUGCUAACGUGUAUCGAACAAAAGUGAAAGUGAUCGAGUACAGUGAACGAAUCGAAAUAGAACGAACCGUCUGCGCUCCGGAGCGAAUCUCACCGUUAAAGUUACGUAAGUUAGGUAGACCCGUAUUGGAAUUGUAGAUUAAAUCGAUGUGCAUAUUAAAAAGAGGACGCGACACGGAUGCAGGUAUGUAUAUGUAGGUUUAUACGGACCAACGUGAGGGGCUUUCCGUCUCCGAACGGCUAAGUUUUACGUCGUUCUGGAUGCUUCUCUUCGUCCAUAGCUCUCUUCUUUUCCGAGAAAUCUGUCGGCACUUUAGGAUUUUUGAUGGUGCGUAAAAUGCUUUAAUAUUGUUGUAAGUGAGAAAAUAUGGAGGUGAUCGCGAUCCGUACUCAGAAUCGAGCGGGCGCGUUGAGAGGAUAAUGGAUUGUGAAAUAGUAUAUGAAUUAAUGUAAUAAUAGAAAAUUGUCUGUGGAACUCGUCAUGACAAAACUUUAUGCUCAAAAGUUGAUUCUUAACAAAUCACUGUCACAACUCGAUGACCAUUAUACAUUGAUUGUAACACAUUCUAUUUGUAGUUUUUAAAUUCACAUUUUACAUUUGGUCUUGAAUACCUCGAAUUUAGAUUUUUUCACUAUGUUAGUCUUUAGUAAUUUUGCAAUGCGUUUUUGCAUGAAUUUAAAAUAACAAUAGUGAGAUAAAGUGCCAAAUGUUUCGUUCUUUGUCAUGUGACUUAUUUUUUUAAUAAAAAAUAUAUUAUCCACAAAAAAAUGUAGAUGAAUUUCACAUCUUUUAAUAUAAUACCAGUGGGCUGGUAGGUGACUUUAAAUCAUAUGCAAUGUAAUGAUUUAUUAUCAAAAUACAUAUUAAUUAUUAAGAUGGCAUCAAUUCCAAUUGUAAGAGUUGAAUAGUUUGUAUAGUACAAAUAAUGUUAAUUAUGACAAUGCAAUUUCAUUUUAAAAUAUAGGUAUUAGUGAAAUACUUAUUCUGGAAUAGUAGCUGCUCCUGUUAUAUAUUUUAAUAAAAUAAUAUCUUAUAAUUUUCUUUGGUCUAAGCACACUGAUUUUAUUUAUUGUAGUGAAAAACAAAUAUUUAUAUUCAAUAGUUAUUUCUUUUAUUCCAUUUACUUAUACACAUAAGAGUAUGUAAGAUUUUAAUUGUUUUUAUAUAAUUUUCUAUUUGAUUUUAAACUUGUCAUAAAACAACCUGUUUGAGGUAAAUCAUGCAUCCCAUGACAUGAAAUUGGAUUUUUCCUUUUCCUACAAAAAAAUAUAAAACAGAUGACUGCUAAUUAAUGUAAUAGCUUGCUGCAUUUUAAUAGUAAUAAGAGCUCACUUUCAAUACUUCUUGCUACAUUCCACUGUAAACCAUGAUCGCUUUGGCUCUGCCUGUCUCACUUGUUCAUGUUAGUUACUUAUGCUUUAUCACCAGUAAUG
Diatraea saccharalis (sugarcane borer) is the source of this 3980-nucleotide messenger RNA. The record is from the annotation of a GenBank genome assembly. NCBI's taxonomy places the organism in Eukaryota, Metazoa, Arthropoda, Insecta, Lepidoptera, Crambidae.